Sebastes umbrosus (honeycomb rockfish) is the source of this 1013-nucleotide messenger RNA. RefSeq names its product cytochrome b561 (gene cyb561). NCBI's taxonomy places the organism in Eukaryota, Metazoa, Chordata, Actinopteri, Perciformes, Sebastidae. The record is from RefSeq and is a predicted model, not a curated record. Gene Ontology annotation, molecular function: oxidoreductase activity. The transcript has 6 exons. Bases 127 to 954 code for a protein of 275 amino acids. Gene Ontology annotation, cellular component: lysosomal membrane.
GACAGCGAAAACAUGACAGCCUGUCAUUGUCUCUAAUCUACUGGAGUUGUGUGUGAUGUGAUAAUAACGUUCUGAUAUGACGGAGUGUGGACCUGUGGGUGAUGACUGCCUGUGGUGAGCUCAGUAAUGACGACUUUCAGCGGGUUAUUGAGCUGCGUGCCGUCUGCAGAAAGCUGCUAUAAUAAUGAGGAGAUCAUGGAUGAUCCUGCUCCACGUCCCGCUCGCUCGGCGUUUCCGUGGCUGGUGGGAGCGUCGCAGGUGGUUGGUCUGGCGGCGGUGGUGCUGACCGGUGUGUGGAUGGGUCACUACCACGGGGGCUUCGCCUGGGACGGCUCAGGGCGGGAGUUUAACCUGCACCCUCUGUGCAUGGUUCUGGGGCUGGUCUUCCUGCAAGGCGACGCCAUCCUGGUCUACAGAGUGUUUCGAAAUGAGGCGAAGAGGAACGUAAAGAUACUUCACGGCGUCAUUCACCUGCUGGUCCUCAUCAUCAGCAUCAUAGGAGUUGUAGCUGUGUUUGACAACCAUAGAGCAUCAAAGAUCCCAGACAUGUACUCUCUACACAGCUGGUGCGGCAUGGCUACCUUAGUCUUAUUCUGUGUACAGUGGGUGAUGGGUUUGCUGUUCUUCUUGUUUCCUGUUGCAUCGUCAUGGUUACGAGCUUCGUACCUCCCCGUCCACGCGUUCUGUGGCCUGGCUCUGCUGGUUAUGGCCAUAGGAAGCAGCCUGCUCGGCAUCACGGAGAAGCUUCUCUUCAGCAUCAUGCCAACCUACUCUCUGUUCGUCUCAGAGGGGGUGCUGGCCAACAUCUUGGGGCUCCUGCUGGUGUGUUUCGGGGUGCUGCUGGGCUACCUGAUCACCAGGGAGGAGUACAGACGUCCGCCACAACCGGAGGAAGAGUCUCUUUCUGUCCACUUCAAGACCCUGACCGAGGGGGGGUCGCCCUCCUCGCCUUGACCUCGUUGUGAUGUCUGACUUAAUUGACUUCCAAUAAUAAAUAUAUACAUACAUUUGCA